AUGGCGCGGCGGUCGGCGCUGGGUUUGCUGCUCUUAGGAGGCCUUGGGCUCCUGCCCUUGGCUCUGCCCUUCAGCGGCUUCCCCACCACCCCGCGGCCGCCACAACGGCUGCUGCCGCGAAGGGCGGCCGUGGAGUCGGAGGCGCUUCAGGUGGCGCAGUCCUCUCUGCCCGGCAUCUCCACGGUGGUCCUGGGCGCCCUGGCGGCCUCCACUGCGCAGCUGGCGCGGGCGGGCCAGGCGCAGCCCCAGGCUGGCCCGGGCAGCUUCUUUGGACCAGAACGUUGGGCUGGCAGGACUGCAGCGAUCGCGCUGGUUUGGGUGGCCUUUCUGGGCUACUCUUUCUUUCUAGCUCCGGGCAAGGGUCCAGAAGCACAGGCAGCCGACCAGGCUCUGUUGAACCAGGUUCUGUCCACGCCCUUUGAUGGAUCAGUGAGCCCUUUAUUUGUGUGCAUCUUCAACAUGCUAGGCAUUUGGCCCGUGAUCUACUCAGCCACGUUGCUGCCGGGCGCGGAGCGCCAAUCUCCUGUGCCCGCGUAUCCGUUGGUCUUCGCCUCCUUCUUCUUGGGUGCUUUUGCCCUGAGCCCCUACUUGGCUCUGCGCGAGUAUCGCGGGACGGCAGGCAGCUCUGGCAACUUGGACUGGUUCACCGGCAACUUCUUGGAGAGCCGCCUGACGGCUUUGCUGCUGCUGGCUGGGGCCCUUUACUUGAGCCUUUUCGCCCUAGGCAACGGUGUCAUCGGUGACGUGGCACCGGCUGCCGCCUGGGCCUCUUUUUUGCCGAUCUUCACCAGCAGCCUGACGGCUCACGUGUCCAGCGUGGAUUUUAUGGUUUUGUGGAUGUUCUUUGGCCCGGUCUUGCUGGAAGAUGGUCGUCGGCGAGGCGUCUUUGUGGGAAAACCCGAUGAGUGGGUGACCAGUGAGAAGGCGCAGUUCGCCCUUUGCGCCGCGCUGCCCGUCUUCGGCGGUGUGGCCUGGUUACUGAGUCGCCCGCCGCUGCCUGAGCAGCGGUGAGAACGGUUGGUCCGUGGAUGAUUCAGCCAGAGACGGGCGACUUAGCUGGCCCCAGUUUCCGGGCUGAAGCCGCUUCAAUUUUCGGGCUGGGCAUCCCAGCAGUUGCCCAAUAAGUGAUGAAAAAAACAACACCAAUGCCCCAUAAAAAGGGGGAUGCAUAACUACAAGCAGGGAAUGUAAUUCUUUUCCCUGGGAAUCGUUUGACUUUCGACUGGUUGAAAUCACGAUGCAGGUGUUCUUUGUAGGGUCACCUUCUGGAGCGCAGCUGGCCCCAUGAUUUGCGCCUCAGAUAUUUUCCUGGCGGUGAUUGCUUGCAAAAUGGCGUCUGCUGAGCGCCUUCGUUUGGACUAGGGCCAGAAAAGUCUGCCGAGA
Molecule: messenger RNA, 1383 nt
Organism: Cladocopium goreaui
Lineage: Eukaryota; Dinophyceae; Suessiales; Symbiodiniaceae
Source: the annotation of a GenBank genome assembly